Nematolebias whitei (Rio pearlfish) is the source of this 2712-nucleotide messenger RNA. It is a transcript of the gene elapor1, whose product is annotated as endosome-lysosome associated apoptosis and autophagy regulator 1. Gene Ontology annotation, biological process: positive regulation of vacuole organization; autophagosome assembly. Gene Ontology annotation, cellular component: trans-Golgi network; late endosome; lysosome. Lineage: Eukaryota; Metazoa; Chordata; Actinopteri; Cyprinodontiformes; Rivulidae. The record is from RefSeq and is a predicted model, not a curated record. The coding region runs from base 16 to 2712 and encodes 898 amino acids. The transcript is spliced from 20 exons.
GGCGAGUUCCUCAACAUGCAGACGCAGCAGUGCCAGAACUGUGCAGCGGGCACCUACUCUUUGGGCACCAGCGUGGCCUUUGACGAGUGGGACAAUCUGCCAACUGGUUUUGUCACUCAUGGGAAGGUGACAAGAGAGGGCAAGGCCAUUUCAGACUGCUCUAACUCCACCUGGACACCAAAAGGCGACUACGUAGCUUCAAACACAGACGAGUGCACCGCGACGCUGUCUUAUGCUGUGAACCUGAAAAAAACUGGAGCUGCGGCAUUUGAGUAUUUCUACCCUGACAACAGCAUCUACUUUGAAUUCUUUGUUCAGAAUGACCAGUGCCAGUCAACGGACUCUGAGAGCCGGUGGAUGAGGAUUUCAGAAAACAGCUGGAGCCAACACAAAGUGCAGCUGAGAAAAGGCAACAAUGUUCUGUACUGGAGAACCACAGCGUAUGAUCUGAGCAGUGCUGCCAAACCAGUGCUGCUAAGAAACGUUCAGGUCUCAGGGGUGUCCUACACAUCUGAGUGUUUCCACUGUAAACCCGGCACCCACAGCACAAAGCCAGGAUCUCCCCGCUGCACCCCCUGUCCUGCUGACACCUACUCCAACAAGGGUGCCACUGUUUGCCACGAGUGUGAAAAAGACAAAUACGCUGUACCCGGUUCAGGGAUCUGCGAACCAAGGCCUGCAUGUACACACAGUGACUACUUUUACACCCACACGCCCUGUGACUCUGAGGGAAAGACUCAGCUCAUGUACAAGUGGAUCCAACCUAAGAUCUGCAGUGAAACCAUCGAAGGGGCAGUGAAGCUUCCAGCCUCAGGAGAGAAGCAGUCCUGCCCGCCCUGUAACCCCGGCUUCUUUGCUAACAGCACCUCAGCCUGUGAGCCCUGCAGUAACGAUUCCUACUCAAAUGGCACAGUUUGUGCUACGUGCCCUGUUGGCACCGAACCGAUGCUGGGCUUUGAGUACAAAUGGUGGAACACGAUGCCGUCCAACAUGAAGAGCUUCAUUAUCCGUCACGAGUUCAGCAACUACAACCGACGCACAGCAUGGGAGGUGGCUGGAGAGUAUGUCUACACCCCCCCAGGGGAUCUGGAUACUGACUACCAGACGCUCACGUUCACUGUUCCUGGAUACAGGGCUGAGACCACGGUCAAAGAUACAGAAGUGAGGGAACUCUCCCGCAUCACCUUUAUCUUUGAGACUGUGUGUUCAGCUGACUGCAAGUUUUAUUUCAAGGCGGGUUAUAAUAGCUGGUUUGGCGAUGUGGUGGAGGAGUGGAAGGCUACCAACAGGAAGCAGUCGUACUCGUACCUGAUCCAAAACAACUACACAGUCAGCUUCAGCUGGCUGUUUCAACGGACUGAGAAAUACAACAUGACGAGGAGAUACAGCGCUGAUGCUGCAAAGAUCUACUCCAUCCACAUCACUAAUGUGGUUGGAGGUGUGGCCUCGCAGUGCCGCCGCUGCGCCCUGAUGUCCACUAAGGCUGACUCCACCUGCGUUCCCUGCCCUCCAGGACACUACAUGGUCGAAGCCACAGGAGUGUGUAAAAGUUGCCCUCCAAACACCUACGUCCGGGCCAGUCAGCCAGUUGGAAAGUCUGCUUGCAUCCAGUGUGGCCCCAACACAAAAAGAAACAAAGCCUUCACAACUUGUCUCAGUGACUGUAAAGUGGACGUUCAGACGAAGGGAGGGGUCCUGCUCAGCUACGAUUUCUCUCCCCUGUCCAAUGUCACCGGCUUUCGCAGCAGCCCUCGCUUCACCAACAAAGGCCUGCGGUAUUUUCAUCACUUUAAUUUGGGUCUGUGUGGGACGGAGAGACACAUGCCAGCCUCCUGUGUGGACAAUGUGACGGAGAACGGAAAAGUGGUCAAAGGUUACAUCUGUCAGUCUGUGGUGGUACCUUCUGACAUCAGGAGUCAGAGCAUGGUGUCCUCCCAGCCUUUUGUCAUCGGGGACUCACUCAUAGGUGUGACCACUGACACAACUCUGGAAGGUGUAACAUCUCCAUCAUGGCUGUUCCCUCCAGCUUCCCCUCAGCUGCCAGAUGUCAUAUUCUAUUACAGGUCAAACGAUGCAACUCAAGCUUGUAAACGAGGCAGGUCGGCCACCAUCAGAUUAAGAUGCAACCCCACAGUCACGGCUAAAGAUUACAUCACACAUCCAAGCAACUGUUCUGAGGGGACAUGCGAUGGCUGUAGUUUCCAUUUCCUGUGGCAGAGCCAGCAUGCAUGUCCACUCUGCACCAAAGAUCACUACAGAGAGAUCGUCAGUGCUUGCAUCCAGGGAAUACAGAGAACCACCUAUGUGUGGCAGCAGCCUCUCCAGUGUUACGGAGGAGAAUCACUACCAGCACAAACAGUCAGCGCAUGCGUGACUCUGGAUUUUUGGCUCAAGUUUGGCGUCUCCAUCGGCGCAUUUGCUGCCCUGCUGCUCAUCAGUAUCAGCUGUUACUUUUGGAAAAGGACACGCAAACUGGAGUAUAAGUACUCCAGAUUGAUGAUGAGCUCUGGAGGUAAAGAGUGUGAGCUACCCACGGCAGACAGCUGUGCAAUAAUGGAGGGAGAGGAUGCAGAGGACGACCUCAUGGAUCUCACCCAUAAGUCCUUCUUCAAGAAAAUUAAGUCUUUCUCACGAGAGAGAACAUCAGAUGGAUUUGACUCGGUUCCCCUCAAGUCAUCUUCACGCCACCAACACGAGGAGGAAGACUGCUGA